AUGGCCUCAUAUCCAUUCUCACACCGACGUCGAACCGCCUUAAUCGGUGGCCUUUCUGCUGUCCUUCUGUGCGCUUUGUUCAUCUUUUAUCAUCCAGAGCGAAUUCACAUCGGCAACGAGGUGGAUGAUCUCAGUCUCCCAGAAGCCUACCUAACGCCCCCAUCCGAGUCCCAGUUCUGCUCCGACAAAUUUGGCACCCCAUAUCUCGAGAAUCUGCGGGAUGGAGCUGUAGAAUACUGCAACUCAACCUCUCCAUCAUCUUUGGUGUGCUUCCACACCGCCAUCACAAAAGACCACCGUCGCAUUGAUAGUUUUUGUUUCGGGGAAAACGCCGUCUUUGACCCUAAAUCUCAAAGGUUCAACCUGGAAUGCGACCUAGGGGAGCUCGAAAAUCCUGGAACUUUGGAUUCUAUCCCCGAGUUUGGUCAUUUCGAGCCAUACUGGUAUGAAACGGGGCCACAAACCAUUCUGGAUGGAUGGGUGCAGCUGAAGAGCAGCCCGGGGGAGCGGUUACAACUGCCCUUGAAUUACACAAUAUUGAUCAAACGGGAAGGUUCGCGCAAUAUAUGGCAUAGCCUACUUGAAAUUCUCAGCAUGACUAUGACACUGGAUGUGCUCCAAAUGACCUGGCGACCAGACCAUACCCGACCCUUCUUCACUGGACUCGAUGCGGAUAACACGCAGGUCAUCAUCUUGGACGACAAUGAUGACGGACCAUACUUUAAACUGUGGUCUAUCUUCGCCAACAAGCCCACGCUGCGGUUGAAAGAUUUGCCUGAUAAUCAGACCCUGCAAAAUAUUAUUAUUCCUCUGGCCGGCGGGAGCAACCCGUUUUGGCAGGGCGAUUGGGAAGUUCUUCCUUGCAAAGAGUCGUCCCUACUACGCACCUUCACUCAACGUGUCCUUAACACCUUCGAAUUAGGAGAUUACAAGGGUCUGCAGAAAGACGAUGUCAUUAUCACUUUCAUCAAUCGGGUAGAAAGCCGAAGACUGGUAGAUCAUGAGGAUUAUCUGGAUCAAGUCCGAGCUACCUUUCCGCACAUUAAAGUGCAGUCAGUCGACUUUGCCGCUAUUCCAUUCCACACUCAGUUGAAGAUCAUUCAAAGUACCACUGUCCUUGUGGGGGUGCAUGGUGCCGGCCUCACGCAUGGCAUGUUCUUACCACCACGAUCAGUCAUGGUGGAGAUCUUGCCCCCAUCCUUGAACCACAAAGGGUUUCGCAAUGUUGCCUCUCUGUUUGGACAUUCCUAUUUAAGUGCACAUGGGUCCAAACCACCCAGUGUAAAGCGGGGCGACUGGCAUGGAGAAGAUGUUUAUCUAACCAAAGAGAAGUUCAUAGAUCUUAUGAGUGCUGCCGUCAGAAUCAUGUACAAUUCAGGGCCCCGUGAUUAUGAUGCAGUUUGAUAUGUUUCUAUUUACAGCUUUUCUACUGUUUUGAAAUCUGGAUGCGGCCGUCUUGAACAGACGGUAACCUUGUACACUAGACUCUACCUAUU
Aspergillus steynii IBT 23096 is the source of this 1496-nucleotide messenger RNA. Its product is annotated as DUF563 domain-containing protein. Gene Ontology annotation, cellular component: endoplasmic reticulum lumen. The record is from RefSeq and is a predicted model, not a curated record. Gene Ontology annotation, molecular function: protein N-acetylglucosaminyltransferase activity. Bases 1 to 1404 code for a protein of 467 amino acids. NCBI's taxonomy places the organism in Eukaryota, Fungi, Ascomycota, Eurotiomycetes, Eurotiales, Aspergillaceae. The transcript is spliced from 2 exons.